GGACAUUAUUGUCGACCAACACUUGAAGUGGCAAUGAACAAAGCGCUGCAAAAAAUCCUUGUGGUCGUCGGAACUACUGGCGCGGGCAAGACAAAGCUGUCGGUGGAACUGGCCAAGGCGUUUAAUGGAGAGAUCGUGAACUCGGAUGCUAUGCAGAUGUACCGCGGGCUCGACAUCGCCACUGCAAAGGCCACGCUAGAAGAGAUGCAAGGUGUAAAGCAUCAUCUCCUUAGCUGCAUGGACCCUGUUGACGAAUGCACUGUGAUCGAAUUCAAAGCGUUGGCCAUGGAGACGAUCAACGACAUCCUUGCACGAGGAAAGGUACCCGUGAUUGUCGGCGGCACAAUGUACUACACCCAAUCCAUCUUGUGGAAAGCCCAGCUCAUCGAAGACGCGCCUGGAGCAAAUGGCGAUGAGACUACUGCAUCUGCCACCAGUACGAGUAUCCCCUCAAACCCUGAUGAAGCGUACCAAGCGCUGCUGCAAGUGGACCCAGACAUGGCACAGCGCUUGCAUUCCAGAGACGUUCGACGGGUCCAACGCAGCUUAGAAGUGUUUUACCAAACAGGCACCAAGCACAGUGACUGGAUUGCUAAGCAAGUUGGCGAGAAUGAUGAGACACUGUUUGACGCGUGCAUGUUGUGGGUGGACUGUGACCGGUCAGUGCUGGCGCAACGGUUGGAUGCCAGAGUUGACAACAUGGUUCAAGAUGGCCUCGUUCCAGAAAUCGAAGCAUUGAUGGACAACAUCCAACACCACUUGGCAGCAUCACCGAUCGCCCUCGGGCUCAAAGGCAUCUCGCAAGCCAUUGGAUUCAAAGAGUUCCAGCCGUACUUGAAGGCCAAAGAGGAAGGAAGCCCCGACACCACCACGGUGUUGGCCGAGUGCAUUGAGCAGCUUAAAGUUGGCACGCGGCAAUACGCCAAGCGCCAGAUCACGUGGAUUCGAAAUCGAAUCGUACCGCGCAACAUUCCUGUCUACAAGCUGGACACCACCGAUGUGGCGCAGUGGCCAGUGAAUGUGACGACGCCAGCCAUGUCCAUUGUGUCUGCCUUCCUCCGGAAUGACCCGAGUCCUGUGCCAGCCUGCAUCAGCCAAGUGGACGGCGAAAACGGCACCAAGAAGGUCAAGAAUAUGUGUGAACCCUGCGGGAACCGAGAAUUCGUCGGGCUGGUUCAGUGGCACGAGCACUUGAGAUCCAAAAGCCAUCGGUUUCACAUGAAACGCCUGCGGUUGCUUGAAACUGGGCAACUGUUUGAACGUCCGCCGCCCAAAAAAGCCAAAGACAAGAACGCAAGUGACCAACUGACCAGCGGCGUAGACAAAGAAUAACAAGUCUGGUGAAUAAGUAUCAUUACAACCCCCCGA
This is a messenger RNA of Aphanomyces astaci, 1368 nucleotides long. RefSeq names its product tRNA dimethylallyltransferase. Gene Ontology annotation, cellular component: mitochondrion. Bases 34 to 1332 code for a protein of 432 amino acids. The transcript has 6 exons. Gene Ontology annotation, biological process: tRNA modification. The record is from RefSeq and is a predicted model, not a curated record. Gene Ontology annotation, molecular function: tRNA dimethylallyltransferase activity. Lineage: Eukaryota; Oomycota; Saprolegniomycetes; Saprolegniales; Verrucalvaceae.